AUGUCCAAAAAGAUCAACACAACAAAGUGUGGAGGCACAGGACGGGUUCACCUCGGGGGAGGUCCGGCGGGCGACGUCGGCGAAGAGGCGACAAAGGAGCUCUGGGGCCACUGGGAGGCGACGGGGGAGGCACUAGGGGGGCGGAGACUCGGGAGAGCACUGGAACCACUGGGGGGAGGAGACUCGGAGGGAGCACUAGGAGACUCGGAGGGAGCACUAGGAGACUACAACUGGAUCCAAAUCCUCUCAGCCGUUCUCCUCUGUGCUGAGGACCAGAAUCGCCCAGAGAUGCUGCAGAUCGAACCUCUUUGCAGUUUUCUCCAGGACAAAUGGCAGCGAUUCGCCUCCAAGCUGUUCCUCCUGAACUUCUUGUCUUAUUUAACGUACCUGUCCGUCUUCACCGCGGUGGCGUACUGCAGGAAAGACGGACAGCCGCCGUUCCCAGUGGAAAACGUCCCAGCUGAUCACCUCCGCUGCAUCGGUGAAACCAUCAGUGUCCUGGGAGCAGCCAGGUUUCUCUACAAAACUAUAACCAUUUUCAGGAGGAACCCCCCAAACAUCAAGUCUCUGUUUACUGAUGGAUUCACUGAAAUUCUGUUUUUUCUGCAGGCGGCCCUGCUGCUGCUGUUUGCGGUGUUGUACUGCUGCGGGCGGACAGAAUACGUCGGGCCACUCGUCUUGUCUCUGGCUCUCGCCCGGAUGAAUGUUUUAUGUUACACACGAGGCUCCAGGCAGUUGGGGAUCUGCAACGCCAUGAUGCAGAGAAUGAUCCUGGGCGACCUUCUGCACUUCUUAUGCGUCUACAUCGUCCUGCUUUUUGGAUUUUCUGCCGCCGUCUGCACCCUCAUCGACGACUCACCUGGAGAGAGUCCGACCAGCGGCCCGGUUCCACUACGAAGGAGCUUCAACGUCGAAACGUUCAAAUGCGAGAAGCCGAGCUACAACGACAUCGGCUUCACCAGGCUGGAACUGUUCAAGUUCACCAUCAGGAUGGGCGACCUGGAGUUCACCGACCAUGUGCAGAACAAGACAGUCUUCCACGUCCUGCUCAUCUGCUACAUCGUCCUCACCUACAUCCUGAUGCUCAACAUGCUCAUCGCCCUGAUGGGGAAGACGGUGGAGAGAAUCACGGAGCAAAGCCAAACCAUCUGGAACCUAAACCGUUUUGUUGUCGUUUCCCAGAGAGCGACUCUGCCGCGCUGGCUGAGGACGAAGCUGCAGUCCGGAGCGUCAGAGGUGGUCUGCGUCAGGAACGACCAGGUCGACGCUCGGAGAUUCGUCAGAGUGACAGAAAUGAACUGGAAUAAAUGGCGACCGGAUCUCGGCGUUAAGCUGAAGGAAGAACCUGCAGCUCAGCUGACGACCGCGCAAACCCAGGAGGAAACGUCUGGGAAUCCAUGGAACAUAAAUGUGCUUCUCCAGAGGAUUCGCUCCAGACAGGAAGACGUUCUCUAA
Xiphophorus hellerii (green swordtail) is the source of this 1455-nucleotide messenger RNA. RefSeq names its product transient receptor potential cation channel subfamily V member 1-like. The transcript has 11 exons. The coding region runs from base 1 to 1455 and encodes 484 amino acids. The record is from RefSeq and is a predicted model, not a curated record. NCBI's taxonomy places the organism in Eukaryota, Metazoa, Chordata, Actinopteri, Cyprinodontiformes, Poeciliidae. Gene Ontology annotation, cellular component: plasma membrane. Gene Ontology annotation, molecular function: calcium channel activity. Gene Ontology annotation, biological process: calcium ion import across plasma membrane.